Carassius auratus (goldfish) is the source of this 1325-nucleotide messenger RNA. RefSeq names its product alpha-2,8-sialyltransferase 8E. Gene Ontology annotation, biological process: oligosaccharide metabolic process; N-glycan processing. Gene Ontology annotation, molecular function: alpha-N-acetylneuraminate alpha-2,8-sialyltransferase activity. The record is from RefSeq and is a predicted model, not a curated record. NCBI's taxonomy places the organism in Eukaryota, Metazoa, Chordata, Actinopteri, Cypriniformes, Cyprinidae. The coding region runs from base 31 to 1125 and encodes 364 amino acids. The transcript is spliced from 8 exons.
CAUCCUGUCAGAAAGAGGAACACUGACACCAUGCCUUAUGUGUGCACCACGGCCCAAAGCCUUCAGAUGGAUCUCUUUAAAUGGAUCUUCGGACUUCUGACUGUCCUGGUAAUCUUUACAUGCCUGUAUUUGCCCUGCAGUAGAAAUCAUAAGAUGGGAAGUGCAAUGACUGACAGAUUGAAAUUACUGAAUUGCAUGAAACUUCGUCAAAAGUUUUUCAACAUCAGUCCAGCUGAGAGUAUUGAUAUGACAAAUGUGACUGGGCCUCUCUCAGCAUUCAUGAGCUGUCCACAUGUGUCCAACAGAACCCAAAAGGAGCUAAACAGAUUAAGACUGCGUUUCUGUUGUAAUGCCACAGAUUUAUUAUACCUGACAAAGAAGAACACAGCUGUGAAUCAAAGCAUUCCCUAUGAGACCUCAAAAAGGGUGUACAAAGUGGGAGCUGCACUUCACAAAAUGCUGCCUGAGGACUUUCCAUGGAGUAGCCGUGGUCAUCUGGGCAGAUGUGCAGUGGUGGGCAAUGGGGGGAUUCUGAAGAACAGCAGUUGUGGAAGAAAGAUUGACAGUGCAGACUUCGUCAUCAGGUUGAACUUGGCUCCCAUUAAUGACAGUGAUGUUGGGGUAAAGACUGAUCUAGUGACCAUCAAUCCCAGUCAGCUCUCAGCAAAAAAUAUGGCUGUAAAUCCGGAUCCGCUGGUGCAACGCGUGAGUGUGUAUGGAAAUGCGUCUCUGAUGAUUUCAGCCUUUUCAUACACAGACUGCACUGCAGUGUCAGUUAAAACCCUCCAGGUGCUCCAGCCGAUCAGACCUCAGCAGCCCGUGGUGUUCUUUAGUCCCUACUACCUCAAGACAUUAGACUGUUUCUGGAAGGGGCUUGGCCUGAAAGUAAAACGCCUCUCCACAGGUUUCAUGUUAGUUAAUGUGGCACUAGAGCUCUGUGAUGAUGUGCAUUUAUUUGGAUUCUGGCCAUUUGACAUCAAUCUAAAGAAGCAGACACUUCAGCACCAUUAUUAUGACAACAAACUGCCCAAACCAUUCGUGCACGCAAUGCCAGACGAGUUUGUCUACUUGUUACAGCUUCACAGCCAGGGGGCACUAACACUGCACCUACAGCCCUGCUUAUGACACACACACACACACACACACACACAUUUUGCAUUUGUUUUCUGUUUACUUGCAAAGCGUUCUGGCAAGGUGUCUAAAGCAGGGCUGUCAAACUCAUUUAAGGUUGAGGGCCGGAUCGGAGAAAGUGUCCCCUUGUGCGGGCCAAAUUAGCUUUUUGUUAAACUCUAGUUAAUAUUCAUAUAAUAAAUAUAAUAAAUGUA